This is a messenger RNA of Caretta caretta (loggerhead turtle), 2810 nucleotides long. Its product is annotated as butyrophilin subfamily 1 member A1. Gene Ontology annotation, molecular function: signaling receptor binding. Gene Ontology annotation, cellular component: external side of plasma membrane. The record is from RefSeq and is a predicted model, not a curated record. Lineage: Eukaryota; Metazoa; Chordata; Testudines; Cheloniidae. Gene Ontology annotation, biological process: regulation of cytokine production; T cell receptor signaling pathway.
CUUUCUCUUUCAAACUCUGCAAAUGCUGCGAGAGGAGGAAAGCACAUUUAUUGGUCUGGAACACAAAUACAUUUAUUUAAACAAGUGUAAGGAAAAGCAAUGAGAAAACUGUAGCUAUUUUAUUACCAGAAUUAGCUGUAAAAUUUGAUAAACUGGACUAGUGACUCAAAACGCAAUUAUCUCAACAAAACCAGUGACGUCUGACCACGUCCUGAAGAUUGCUCCUUCUGAGAAGUUUUACAAUCAGACCAAGUUCCCAUGAGGAUGCAGGUUCUCUCAUUCUGCCAUAGCACCACAGCCAGAUGCUCUCUGCCUGAUUUGAUUAUUUUCUUCAUUACUUGUUCUCUUCACAGGUUGGAAUCAGCUCGUUUUAAAGUGGUUGGACCUGACCAGCCUGUCAUUGCCACUGUGGGAGAAGAGAUUGUGUUACCCUGUCACCUGUCCCCCAAGAUGAGCGCUGAGAACAUGGAGGUGACGUGGUUCCGGUCCCAACUCUCUCCAUUUGUUCAUCGCUAUAGUGAUGGAAAGGACCAGUAUGGGCAGCAGAUGUCAGAAUAUCAGCGGAGGACAGAGCUCUUUAAAGAUGGUAUCACCGAUGGAAAUGUUGCCUUGAGAAUUUUCAAUAUCAGACCUUCUGAUGAAGGACAGUAUAGCUGUUUUGUUCAAGAGGGUAUGGAUUAUGAAGAAGCCCUAUUGGAACUAAAGGUGUCAGCUUCAGGCACUGCUCCUCACAUCUCUGUUGAGGAUUAUCAGGAUGGAGGGAUCCGGGUGGUGUGUCGAUCGGUUGGCUGGUACCCACAGCCUGAGGUGCUGUGGAGAGAUGCCAGUGGACAGCAUUUACCAUCGCUCUCUGAAACAAAUUCCAAAGAAGCCAAUGAGCUGUUUGACAUUGAAAAUUCCAUCGUUAUUACAGAGAAUUCACACCAGAACUUGUCUUGCGUAGUCAAGAGCACCCACACCAACCAAAAAAAGGAAUCAACAUUAUUUUAUAUAUCAGCUGCCUUUUUCCCAAAGGCGAAUCCAUGGAUGGUGGCUCUGUCGGUGAUCCUGAUGAUUUUCGCAUGUUUCAUUGGUAUCACUAUUUAUUUAUUUAAAAUAAAAGGGAAACUUACUGCAGAGCUUGGCUGGAGAAAGCUUGCUGCCCCUCUGGAAAAAGAGAAUGUGACUCUGGAUCCAGACACAGUUCAUCCCCAUCUUCUCCUGUCUGUGGAUUGCAAAAGUGUUAAACGGCUAUUCACACGGCUGGAUUGCCUCGACAAUCCUAAGAGAUUUGAAUAUGAACGUUGUGUGCUGGGCUACGAGGGGUUCAACUCAGGGAGACAUUACUGGGAGGUGGAGGUGGGACAUGGGGGAUACUGGGCUGUGGGGAUCGCUAGAGAGUCUGUGAGGAGGAAAGGAGAGAUCAUAUUUAGCACUGAGGAGGGGAUCUGGGCUGUGGGCCAUUGGGGGAAUCAGUACCUCGCUGUCACUUCUCCUCGCUCCCCAUUGGCCCUGAAGCAGGUGCCCAAGAGGAUCCGGGUUUCUCUGGACUAUGAAGUGGGGAAGGUGGCAUUUUUUGAUGCUGAUAAAGGGGUACUGAUAUUCACUUUCCCACCGGCUUCCUUUGCUGGGGAGAAAAUCCACCCUUGGCUCUGGGUCUGGGAUUUGCAAUCACAGCUCAGACUGUGUCCCUGAGACACAGGAAGAAAUACCCCUCUGGGACACUUGUCAUCAGCCAGUCUAGCCUCACACAUCCUCAUCCUAAGAUGCUGGAGGUCUCCAAUGUUUCUGCAGAGCCUGUAAUGCACAGUUUCUAUAAACCUGGGAGAGGGGUGGUGUCCCUGGAUUUAAGAGCCAUUGAGAGCAGAGAUGGAGGAAGACAAGCCAAUUUCCUUGGUCCUAAGAUUGUGCAGCCUGUCUGUCACUAGCCUCUGCAAUCCAAGAGAACUCUAGCCACUGGUCAGGUUAGUAGCUAAGGGUGUGUCUACACUGCAGCGUGUGCUCCAUCCUGCCUUGCAGGCAUGUGCACACAUUAGUCAAGUCCACUUGUAAAAGUCCACACUGCCGAGCUGCACAUGAUCCGUACCCCAUACACGUGUGUUGACAUGAAUGCUGUAGUUUCGUGUCUGGCACUAGGAUUUCUAGGGACAUGGAGUGCACAUUUGGCAGGCUGAAGGCAAUAUGGUGCCACCUACAGACCAUUUGGACACCAACAUAGCCAGUGCCAUCCAUAUGGCUGUGGUCUGCUGUGCUCUGCCUAGCAUCUGCGAGGAGAAAGACACUGCUGGUUUGCAGUCCCAUACAGACAUCCAGAAUGUGCACCUGUCAUCCAGGGGUGCUGGAAUGGGGAGUCAGGGGUCCAUGGCCCCAUCACUUUUAAAAAUGGGGGACUAUGCCCUCCAACUUUUAACAAGCCGUAAGAGCAAGUGAUGGGGGGGCAGAGAGGAGUGAGCAGGGGUAGGGCCUUACGGGGCAGAGGUGGUGUGAGGGUGGGGGCUCAGGAGGAAGGGGUGAUGUGGGAGCAGGGCGUUGGGAGAAGGGGUAGUGGGGGAGGGCAGGGCCAGAGUUCAGGUGCCGGUGGCCCCCCACACUUUUAUGGAGCUUCCAUCGCUCCUGCUGUCAUCACAGAGGUUGGGUCCAGGUGAACAAGGGAAACAAGGGAUGGCUUACACACCUACAUCCUUGCAGCACUGGGUGAUGUGGAGAUGUGAUGAGGGACUGUAAUGCUGUACAUUGGCAUUGUGUCUGUUUCCUAUGUGCUGAUUUGCUCUUGGUUAUUUGCUGUUGCUUUUAAAAGAAUCUGAUAUUUUAUUUAAAAUCUUUGGAUACAA